GCAAGACUAAAGAAGAAUAAAUACUCUGCUUUCUGGUGGCAAGGAGUAAUGAUCGCCGGACAUAGGCAGGCAGAGAAAGAUGACGAUGACGAUGAGUGACAAACAGGCGGCCCAUAAAGUUUCAGGAUCUUGGAAAAUCAGCUACAGCUUCCAUUUACUUGUAGCACUGCCAGUGGGCAUCUUCCUCAUUCUGGCAUUUUACUCAACCAGUAGAGAGAGCCAGUUGGUGGCGGAAGAAGAUCAUCGCCGCCGGCCAAACAAAGACGGUGCCGGUGGCGGCAAUGGGUGCGACUUGUUUUCAGGCAAAUGGGUGCUUGACAAGGAGCCUAAUUUUUAUCCUCUGUAUAAAGAGCAAGAUUGCUCUUUCAUUCAUGACGGGAUAGCUUGCGAGAAGUUCGGCAGGAAGGAUCUCAAGUAUCAGCAAUGGCGGUGGCAGCCUCAUGACUGUGAUCUCCCAAGAUUCAAUGCCACAGCAAUGCUGGAGCGGCUAAGGAACAAGAGGCUCGUAUUUGUGGGGGAUUCAAUUAACAGAAAUCAGUGGGUUUCAAUGGUCUGCUUGGUCCAGUCUCCCAUCCCUCCCGCGCUCAAGUCCGUGCACCUCAAUGGCUCCUUGAUCACCUUCAAGGCGACUGAAUACAAUGCAACAAUUGAUUUCUACUGGGCGCCGCUGCUGGUGGAGUCUAACUCCGACGAUCUCUUCCACCACCGCAUCGCCGACCGGAUCGUCAGAGCCGAGUCGAUAGAGAAGCAUGCCCGGAGCUGGACUGACGCGGACAUUCUCGUGUUCAAUUCCUAUCUGUGGUGGAGACGGCCUAAAUUGAAGGUCUUGUGGGGAUCAUUCGGAAGUGGAGAUGGAAUAUACAAAGAGGUGGAGAUGUUGCGUUCGUAUGAGAUGGCUCUGAGAACAUGGGCGGAUUGGUUAGAGUUUCAUGUUAACCGCAGCAAGACCCAGCUCUUCUUCGUUACCCUGUCCCCCACUCACAACAGGGCUGACGAAUGGGGCAAGCCGCCAAACCACAAGUGCAACAAUGAAACAGAGCCAAUCGCAGAAGAGGGACACCAGGGGAUGGAUUCAGACCCUCAAAUGAUGAAGAUUCUAGAAUCAGCCAUUGGUGAACUGGGAAGCAGAGGGUUGAAGGUUCAAAUGUUGAACAUAACCCAGCUUUCAGAGUAUCGCAAGGACGCCCACCCAUCCAUCCAUUCCAAGAAAUGGGGCCCCGAGGAAAUAUCAAACCCUGUUCGUUUUGCGGAUUGCACCCAUUGGUGUCUUCCUGGAGUGCCUGAUGUCUGGAAUCUCAUCCUCUAUGCCUACAUUUUUGGUUCUUGAUUGGAUGCUUCAGUCGGCUCGCUAUUUCUGUUGUUGAUUAUAAUUUAUAUGCUGAAGAUUGAACCCAAAUUCAUCUUCUUGUC
Molecule: messenger RNA, 1410 nt
Organism: Diospyros lotus (date-plum)
Lineage: Eukaryota; Viridiplantae; Streptophyta; Magnoliopsida; Ericales; Ebenaceae
Product: protein trichome birefringence-like 34
Exons: 4
Coding region: 80-1327 (415 amino acids)
Cellular component (GO): Golgi apparatus
Molecular function (GO): O-acetyltransferase activity
Source: RefSeq, a predicted model, not a curated record